Molecule: messenger RNA, 1613 nt
Organism: Sycon ciliatum
Lineage: Eukaryota; Metazoa; Porifera; Calcarea; Leucosolenida; Sycettidae
Product: isoaspartyl peptidase-like
Exons: 1
Coding region: 349-1317 (322 amino acids)
Molecular function (GO): hydrolase activity
Source: RefSeq, a predicted model, not a curated record
UACCAGGCGGCCAGGCCAGGGAGUCGGACUCGAUCAUAAAUCUCCGACUACGACUCGACUCCCUGCUCUUCAUCCACGAAAAUAUCACGGUUUCCGUCGGAACGAGUGCCAUUUUUGCCUAUGCAGGCCAGCCGCAACUGUAGGCUUUUAUUUUUCUGACUGUCUCCAUUCUUUACUCUAUGCAGAUUACUUACCUCAAUUUCAAAUCAAUGUAUCAAUCUUGACUACUACCACCGGUAUUGCUAGGAUAUUAUUCAUUAUCAUCAUUGGUUUGUGCGUUCAAUAAAACACCUUUUCAGUAGGAUUUAGUAGAAUUUAUCAAGCAAGACAUAAGCUGCUAUUGGCAAAAUGUCUUGGACGUUGGCGCUUCACGGUGGUGCUGAAAACGUGAGUCUUGACGAAGAUCGCAAGGAGUACAAAGAUGCGUUAGCGGCCUGUCUGGAUCGUGGUGCGAGUGUUCUCUCCGAGCGCUCGCCGCCCUCGUUCUCUCCCUAUGCUCAUCUGAACAUAGCCACGCAGGCCGUCAUUGAAACAGUCAUGGCUCUGGAAGACUGUGAUCUGUUCAAUGCUGGUCACGGAUCAUUGUUCAAUGAGGACGGCCUGUUUGAGAUGGACGCCCAAGUUAUGGAUAACCGUGGCCACUGCGGUGCGUGUGUGGGACUGUCGAGAAUCCGAAAUCCUAUCCUGGCGGCCGAGAAGAUCAUGAGCAACACCCCACACGCACUCGUUACAAGUCCAUCGGCUGAGGAGUUCGCUAUUAAGCAUGGACUCAGGACAGAGACUCACCAGUAUUUCCACACUGAGCGGCGAUUCAAAGCAUGGCAGGCAGUUCGCGAAGCCAAGAAAACGGCGUCGGGGCAGGACGGAGCAGAUGUUAACGAGCACUGCCGUGGCACUGUCGGUGCCGUUGCUAAAGAUAAGCAGGGCAAUAUCGCCUGUGCUGUUUCUACUGGAGGCACAAUCGACAAGAUGCGUGGCAGAGUUGGGGAUUCCCCCAUCAUAGGCGGUGGCUGCUAUGCUGGAUCGAGCGCCGGGGUGUGUGGAACAGGCAAGGGUGAGGUGUUCCUCUACCACAACACAUGCGGUCGUAUCUGCGCGGCCAUGGACUAUGCGGGCUUGUCGCUGCAGGAUGCGUGCGAGAGGGAGAUGAGCGCGAUGGCCGCUGGUUCCGGUGGCGUCAUCGCCAUUGACAGCGACGGUGGGUGUGUGAUGCAGCACAGUACGCAAGCAAUGCCGCGCGCCAUGCAAGACUCGGCGGGCCGUCGGAAAAUUGCCAUCUGGAAGGAGUGGGAAGAAAACCAAGAAGUCUCGGAGUGAAAUCGUGCACCGGGUGACUUAGAUCACAAUGAUAUUUGCCAACCACACAUCCACGCACACGUACAGUUCCUGAACAAGCGUGUGCACGUGCGCUGAAAGCUCUCAAGGCUAACAUUCCAACUUCAGUCUAGCAUAGUGUUGGUUGAGAAAUACACAGUGGGACUAAUUCAGUGCCUCUUACACUACCUCCCCAUAUUAUUAUAUAAUAAUUAUUAUAUACCCUUGUCGUAAUUGUACAAUGUCGUGUACCUCAUGUAUUGGUGUUCGGCUUGUGAUUCUGAGGCUUUGCUUCUUGA